AUGACGUUUGCCGGUGAUUUACUUCCGUAUUUGUCGUUCUCGGCGAUUUGUUCAACCAUCGGUCUUUUCCUUUGUGGUGUCCAAAUCUGUUCGAGAAUUCGAGAGCGCGGUGGAACUGAGGGAACUGGAUCGGCCCCGUUCCUCAUCGCAUUCAUUUCAUGUGCUUUCUGGUUGCAGUACGGUGUACUGAAACAGGAUAGAGUGGUGAUUUUCGUGAAUGUUGUUGGACUUAUGCUACAAGGAUGUUAUUUGACCUAUUAUUAUUGGAUGACGAGACAUUCUAAGAUCCUGAAGAAAGUGAUCAUUUGCGAACUUCUUGCAAUCGGACUGAUGUUAUAUUUGGUGAACUAUGCAGGAUUGAAGGACAGCGGACGGGAUACUCUGGGUGUCAUUUGUAUUAUUCUUAACAUUGCCAGCAUCGGAGCACCGUUAUUUCAAAUUGGAGAGGUUAUUCGUACAAAAAACUCCGAAACCCUGCCGCUACCAUUAUGUCUGGCGUGCUUUGCCGUUAGUUUACAGUGGUUACUGUACGGUAUUCUGGUGAACGACUUUGUCAUACAGGUACCGAAUUACAUCGCGACAUUUCUGUCGAUCAUACAGUUGUCACUGUUCAUCAUUUAUCCAAGAAGACCUACUUUCGUACAAAUGAAAGACUCGAUCUGA
Angiostrongylus costaricensis is the source of this 663-nucleotide messenger RNA. The record is from the annotation of a GenBank genome assembly. Lineage: Eukaryota; Metazoa; Nematoda; Chromadorea; Rhabditida; Metastrongylidae.